AUGGCAGAACAACAGAGUACUCGAACAGAUUUCAUCAAUGCUGCAAUUUACUUUCUGCGGAGUCAUGGAUUUGAUGGUUUAGACCUGGACUGGAGGUUUCCUGCCUUUGAAAACAGUCCAGCAAGAGAUAAAGGACUCUUUACUCUCCUCGUCAAGGAGUUGAGAGAAGCCUUUGAACAGGAGGCACAGAAAUCUGGGAAGGACAGACUUCUACUAACAGCUCCAGUGGCUGCUAAGGAACAGAUCAUCAGUUCUGCUUAUGAAAUACCUGAGAUUUCCAAACAUCUGGACUUAAUCUCUGUGAUGACAUAUGAUUUUCACGGUGUGAACAAUAAGUUCACUGGACACCAUAGCCCCCUGCACCCUGGUUCUUCUGACUAUAAAUACAAUAGUAUUGAGUAUGCGUUGACAUACUGGAGAGAUAAGGGUGCACCAGCAGAGAAGCUACUUGUUGGAUUUCCAGCAUUUGGAAAUACCUACAAGCUCAGUACCUCUCAAAAUGAUCUUGCUGUUCCUGCUUAUGGUGGUGGUUCCCCUGGUCCAUACACUGGCAAAAGUGGAUUCUUGGCAUACCAUGAGAUCUGUGCAUUUUUGAAAGAUGCAUCCCUUCGAUCUAUUUAUGAUCAGAUGGUGCCUUAUGCAGUCAAGGGCAAUGAAUGGCUUGGAUACGAUGAUCAGAAGAGCUUCAAGAGCAAAGCUCAGUGGGUGAAAGAUAAUAAAUUUGGAGGUGCCAUGCUAUGGGCAUUGGAUCUGGAUGAUUACAAUGGAACUCAUUGUGAACAAGGAGUUUACCCUUUGACCAACACAUUGAAGUCUGCCUUUGGCAUUUAA
Hemiscyllium ocellatum (epaulette shark) is the source of this 831-nucleotide messenger RNA. Its product is annotated as acidic mammalian chitinase-like. Bases 1 to 831 code for a protein of 276 amino acids. The record is from RefSeq and is a predicted model, not a curated record. Gene Ontology annotation, cellular component: extracellular region. Gene Ontology annotation, biological process: carbohydrate metabolic process; chitin catabolic process. Lineage: Eukaryota; Metazoa; Chordata; Chondrichthyes; Orectolobiformes; Hemiscylliidae. Gene Ontology annotation, molecular function: chitinase activity; chitin binding. The transcript is spliced from 6 exons.